Molecule: messenger RNA, 255 nt
Organism: Racocetra fulgida
Lineage: Eukaryota; Fungi; Glomeromycota; Glomeromycetes; Diversisporales; Gigasporaceae
Source: the annotation of a GenBank genome assembly
GGGAUGGUAUUUACACAAUCACUAAUUCAGAAGAAUUAAAACAAUUCCUUGAUGCUAAUCAUCAUUACCAAAAAUUUAUUGUACAAUCUUUUGUUGAAAGUGCAUUAUGGUCUAAAGAAUUAUGCCCUGGAAAAUUCUACCAUAUUGGUACUAUGCCAAAUUGUCAUAAUCAAACUUUUGUUAUUGACUUGAGAAUAAUGGUGACUACCGAUGAGACAGGAUUUCAUCCUAUGACUAUUGUUUCACGACGUGCUC